AUGUUCUUACGGUUCUUCCGUCGCAUGGACGUGAACGUGGUGACAGCUAUUUCUGUAACUUUGUUGUUACUGCUCGGAACUUCGUGUUCCGCCCAGGAGGAGGACGACGACGGCGGGAUUCUGGAGCACGAAGAGCUCGCCGAGUUUUACAGGAAGGGUCUUUUCAUCUUGGAAAGCAGCCCUCUUGAGCGCUGCAUCUCAGUAGAACAACCCAACCUGGUUCUCCGGGACUGCCGUCGUCCCACCCGUCGCAUGCUGUGGAAGUGGGUUUCCCACCAUCGCCUCUUCAACUUGGGCACCAGUAUGUGCCUGGGCCUCAACAUGUCUGACCCCGCGCAGCCCCUCGGGACAUUCCAGUGCGACAUGGACCUUCCAGUACUAUGGUGGCGCUGCAGAGGUAACAUGUUGUAUGGAGCAUCCCGGUGGAAGGUGGCUGUUGCUGGGAACUUAGUGGUGGUGAAGAGAAAUUCUUACCAUGAGUGGAAAAGGUACAACACGCCGGGAGAGGGGCCCUGCUCCAAUCCGUAUGAAGAUAUUCACACUUUGUUGGGAAACGCACGCGGCAUGCCAUGCGAGUUUCCCUUUAAGUACAACAACAAAUGGUACUGGGAGUGCACCACAGAGGGACGCGACGAUCAUCUUCCAUGGUGCUCGACCACCACCAGAUAUGAUGAGGCAGAAAAAUGGGGGUUCUGUCCUGUGCAUGAUUUCAGUUGUGAGCAUUCCUGGGAGUACCACUUUCAGCUCCGCGCCUGUUAUCAGUUCAACAUGUACACCAUCCUCACCUGGAGUCAAGCGAUGCGGACGUGUCAGGCUCAGGGUGGGAGUCUGCUCAGCAUAGCCAGCGAGGCGGAGGACAAGUACAUCAAUGAACGGAUGAUGUUUGAUGGAUCAAUGGUCUGGUUCGGGCUCAACCACUUGAAAGACGGUCGGGGCUGGCAGUGGUCUGAUGGCGCACCUCUAUCGCUGUUCCACUUCACCACAGUGCUGCCGCCCGGCCCUCUCGAGGACAACAGACAGUGUGGAGCGUAUACGCCCGGUCCUAUCGGAUUGUGGCAGAGUUUUUCCUGCGAAUCUGCUCUGCCUUACAUCUGCAAAAAGACACCUAAUAACACUCAGAGAGCCGAGCCGCUUGAGAACUGGCAGUACAUCUACACAGAGUGCGAUGAAGGCUGGCUGCCUCAUAACGGUUUCUGCUACCACAUUAUGUCCGAUGCAAGAAGCUGGGAGGAGUCUUCUCAAGCAUGUGUCUCUCUUAAUGCCAACCUCACCAGUCUUCACUCUCUCUCUGAAGUGGAGAUGCUACAACGUCUACUGGCUAACUAUUCUGGCGAGCCUUCAGGAAUGUGGAUCGGUCUCUGGAAACAAGCUUCAUCUGCGAUUGUAGAGUGGUCUGAUGGAUCCCCUGUGACUCUCUCAAUGUGGCACCCGUAUCACCCACCUAACAAUUCGACUGGUGCUAACCACUGUGUCAAAGCAGACAGGAAGGAAGGUGACUGGCUUUUGGUGUCGUGUGGUGAGCAACUUCCUGCUGUGUGCAGAAAAGCGAGCCAUCAGACAUCGAUUCCUCACGUCGAAAGCUGGGAUGAUGGCUGCCCUGAGGGCUGGAAGCGUCACGGUCACUCUUGUUACACUAUCACCAGGCACGAGCAGACAUUUCAGGAUGCACAGACUGGAUACUAUUGCAAUGCUCCUCUACUUACUGUGGACAACAGGUUCGAGCAAGCAUUUGUCAACAGUUUGCUGAGUGCUAAUGGAGCCAACGACAGCAUGUAUUACUGGAUUGGCCUCAGAGACUCCGGGGAAAGUGGAGAAUACAGAUGGCUUCAUCACAAUGGCUCCACUCUUCCACUCACCUUUAGUAACUGGAACAAACACCAGCCAGUGAGUGCCAACGGCUGUGUUGCCAUGUCAGGUGGCUUUGCUCUGGGCUACUGGAAUGUGAAAGACUGCAAUUCCUACAAGGCUUUGUCAGUUUGUAAGCAGAGCAUCAGUAGCUACCAGGAAGUGCCGGUGUUACCAGAAGCCCACAUUGAUGCCUUCAGUGCCUGUCCUCCUGGAUGGGAAUCACAAGCCGGUCUCCUCUACUGUUUUAAAGUGUUCCAUGAUGAAAAAGUGCUUAUGAAACGCUCUUGGGUAGAAGCAGAUUACUUUUGCCAGGCUCUCGGAGCUCAGCUGGCCAGUUUCCGCCACUAUGAGGAGCAGGUGUUUCUCAAGAAACUCCUUGGUACAAUGUUUGAAGGAACAGAGGGUCGCUGGCUGUGGGUCGGCUUCAAUAAAAGAGAUCCUGAACAUCCGGGUUCUUGGGAAUGGUCUGAUGGUUCUCCUGUGAUGACCUCCUUCAUCGAGGACAAAAAUGAUGAGGAUGACAGGAGGGACUGCGCGGUGUACAGUGACCUGCCCAACAGACUCAUGCCCCGGCCGUGUGAAAGAAAACAUGAGUGGAUUUGUAAGAUCUCCAGAGGAGGUAAACUGAAAAAUCCCUACUGGUACUUUGAGCGUAACGAGCCGUGGGUUUUUUAUCGUGGGGCUGAGUACCUGGUGGCCAAGCAGCCCUUCAACUGGGACGCCGUCUCUCUUGCCUGCCAGAUGAUGGGAGCCUACUUGCUGUCCGUUCACUCCAGAGAGGAGCUGAACUUUGUCAAGGAGCGCUUGCGACGGCUCUCCCUAGGCCCCACUGACUGGUGGAUUGGGCUUUCCAUCGGCCAGCAUGGAGAGGAGGUCAGAUGGAGCGAUAAGACCGAGGUGGACUUUCACAACUGGGCAGAUGGUCAUGACAGCCACAAGAGUAGAAAAAAUGGGUUUUGUGUCACCAUGAACUCAUCAACAGGGAAGUGGUCGGCCAGUGAAUGCACCAAUCUUCAUGGAUACGUUUGUAAGAGAAAGACCAUCUCUGUGGUGGAGACUCCAAGAGAGCCUCACUACAUCGGAGGCUGUCCAGAUAAAUGGCUGUACUUUGGACAUAAGUGUCUCCUGCUUCACCUCCCUGACAAUCCAAAGGAGGGAAAGAGCUGGAACGACGCCCGCUCCAUCUGCUCCUCAUUUCAAGGCUCACUCGUGGCUAUAGAAGAUGAGAUUGAACAAGCGUACAUCACCAUGCUGCUUCAGGGGAUCUCUGUCGGCGUGUGGAUUGGUCUUUGGAAUCAAGACACCAUGAAGUGGACAAACGGGAGGACUGUCAGCUACACCAACUGGUCUCCUAUUGAACCAAAGAGCUACCUCAAUGAGGAUGAAUUGCUCACCGGAUUUGCUGAUGAACCACUGUGUACAGUGCUGUCCAAUAACCACAAUGUGCACCUUACAGGAAAGUGGUAUGACGAGAAGUGUAGUGAGCAGGGUUAUGGCUUUGUUUGCCAAAAAGCACAAGAUACAUCCAAACCGCCCACCCACUCAUCCCGCCACCCUCUCCCUGACAACAUUGAAUACAAAAGUCGCAGUUACAAGGUGGUUUCAGGCAACAUAAGCUGGUAUAAUGCCAUGCAUAUGUGCAUAGAUAAUGAUUCGGACCUAGUAAGCAUCACCGAUGCCUACCACCAGGCUUUCCUGACCGUCCUUGUCAAUAGAUUGGGAGUACCACACUGGAUUGGACUGUACAGUCAAGAUAGUGGUAUCAACUAUCAGUGGUCAGAUGGCAGCGACACAGUGUACACACACUGGGACUCGGCUGAAGAUGAUGAGACUGGAGAAUGCGUGUACAUGGACGUGAAUGGUGGAUGGCGGCGAGCUGACUGUGAAAGUAGUCUACAAGGAGCCUUGUGUCAUAUUCCUCCGCCAAAGAAUAAGCCAUUCAUCUCCUAUGAGGCCGUGUGCCCUUCAACAUGGGUGAAAUUCGGACAGGGAUGUUACAAUUUUGAACCUGUGGUGCAGAGAUUGACUUUUGAAGAUGCUCGAGAGCACUGUAGAAGCGAAGUAAACACUUCAGAUAUCCUGUCCAUCGAGAAUGAAGUGGAGAAUCGCUUUGUGCUGGAGGAGCUGUGGUCUUCUGGGUUUCUUCACCAGAACAUGUGGUUGGGACUUUACUUCAACAUUGACACGGAUUCUAUGGCUUGGGUGGACGGUUCCCCUUUGGACUAUGCCAACUGGCCCAACAGAGUUCCAGACUUGAAGAUGCUGACUGCAGACACUUGCGUCACCACCCGAGCGGCUGACGGAGUGUGGCGGUUGUCUGGGUGCACCGAGCGGCUCGGCUUUAUCUGCAAAACAAUCUCAGAUGCUACUACUGAGGUGGAAGUGGAACCCAUCAAUGGAUUACAUUAUGGCGUCAUUCUUGCUGCUGUGAUGGUGGCCGUACUGAUCUUUGCUCUGCUGGCAGGAGCGCUGUUCUUCGCUUACAGGAGAAAUGCAGCGCAUUUUCGGGGGCUCCCGACACUCAGUAGCGCCUAUUACCGACAAACGGGUUCCCAAGCUACCGAGUCUGACGGUAAUGUGCUGAUCACGGAGCUGGAAGACCACUCAGGAUAA
Messenger RNA from Nerophis lumbriciformis (worm pipefish), 4461 nucleotides. NCBI's taxonomy places the organism in Eukaryota, Metazoa, Chordata, Actinopteri, Syngnathiformes, Syngnathidae. The record is from RefSeq and is a predicted model, not a curated record.